Molecule: messenger RNA, 741 nt
Organism: Fraxinus pennsylvanica
Lineage: Eukaryota; Viridiplantae; Streptophyta; Magnoliopsida; Lamiales; Oleaceae
Source: the annotation of a GenBank genome assembly
AUGAAUCUAAUUCUUCUUGAACUUGCUAAACUGGAUUUCAACAUUGUUCAAGCAACGUAUCUUGAGGAACUAAAACAUGUCUCCAGGUGGUGGAAGAGAACAUGCCUUGCCGAGAAGUUGCCAUUUGCCAGGGAUAGGCUGGUGGAAUGUUUCUUUUGGAAUAUUGGAGUGCUAUUUGAACCACAAUAUGGAUUUUCUCGAAUACAUGCAACCAAGUUAAAUGUUUUAAUUACAAUUGUCGAUGAUGUAUAUGAUGUGCAUGGUACGUUAGAAGAACGGGAACUUUUUACAUUCAUCAUUGAAAGAUGGGAUGUCAAUGCAAUCAAGCAACUUCCGGAUUACAUGCAAAUUUGCUAUCUAGCACUCAACAACUUCGUCAAUGAAAUGGCUUACGAUGUUCUCAAAGAAAAAGGGAUCUGGACAGAUUUAUGCAAAGCAUACUUAGAAGAGGCGAAAUGGUGCUUUACUGGAUACACUCCAACAAUGGAGGAGUAUAUGAAAAAUGCAUUGAUUUCAAUAUCAGCUCACGUAAUACUGUCACAUUCUUUUUUCUCUGUUACCAAUCCGAUAGAGAAAGAAGCCAUUCAGUGCUUAGAGAAAUAUCCCGAUGUAGUUCGCUGGUCGGCAACGAUUUUAAGGCUUGCAGAUGAUUUAGCAACAUCAUGGAUACGUAUGCAUGCAGCAAGCCUUAUAUGGCCAACCCUUUCCAUUUCGUGUUUAAUGAAAUCAACGAGACAAUAG